This is a messenger RNA of Eublepharis macularius, 3322 nucleotides long. RefSeq names its product VPS35 retromer complex component (gene VPS35). The record is from RefSeq and is a predicted model, not a curated record. Gene Ontology annotation, cellular component: late endosome; retromer, cargo-selective complex; retromer complex. The coding region runs from base 87 to 2477 and encodes 796 amino acids. Lineage: Eukaryota; Metazoa; Chordata; Lepidosauria; Squamata; Eublepharidae. Gene Ontology annotation, biological process: retrograde transport, endosome to Golgi; intracellular protein transport. The transcript has 17 exons.
UGGGGGAGGGUUGAGAAGGUGCCCGUCAAAGGAGGAGGCGGUGGAGGAAAUUGCAGCUUUGCUUGGCAGGGCGCGACGUGCCAAUCAUGCCGACCACACAGCAGUCCCCGCAAGAUGAGCAGGAGAAACUCCUAGAUGAAGCUAUUCAGGCCGUCAAGGUCCAGUCCUUCCAAAUGAAACGAUGCUUGGAUAAAAGCAAGCUAAUGGAUGCUUUGAAACAUGCCUCUAAUAUGCUCGGUGAGUUACGGACUUCCAUGUUGUCUCCAAAGAGCUAUUAUGAACUCUAUAUGGCUAUUUCCGAUGAGCUCCACUACUUGGAAGUGUAUCUGACGGAAGAGUUUGCCAAGGGACGGAAAGUGGCGGAUCUCUACGAGCUGGUACAGUACGCUGGGAACAUCAUCCCGCGCCUCUAUUUACUGAUAACAGUUGGGGUUGUCUACGUGAAGUCCUUCCCUCAGUCCAGGAAGGAUAUUUUAAAAGACUUGGUGGAGAUGUGUCGCGGAGUCCAACAUCCUCUGAGAGGCCUCUUUCUCCGCAACUACCUUCUUCAGUGCACGCGGAAUAUCUUGCCUGAUGACGGAGAGCAACCCGAUGAAGAAACCACCGGGGACAUCAGCGACUCCAUGGAUUUUGUGCUGCUGAACUUUGCGGAGAUGAACAAGCUCUGGGUGCGCAUGCAGCACCAGGGGCACAGCCGGGACCGCGAGAAGAGGGAGCGCGAGAGGCAGGAGCUAAGAAUCCUCGUGGGGACCAACCUGGUCCGUCUCAGCCAGCUGGAGGGAGUCAAUGUAGAAAGAUACAAGCAGAUUGUUUUGCCGGGCAUAUUGGAGCAAGUCGUCAAUUGCAGGGAUGCGCUAGCUCAAGAAUACCUCAUGGAGUGUAUCAUACAGGUUUUCCCUGAUGAAUUUCACCUCCAGACCUUGAAUCCGUUUCUCCGAGCAUGUGCAGAAUUGCACCAAAAUGUGAAUGUCAAAAAUAUUAUUAUUGCAUUAAUUGAUAGGCUCGCGCUGUUUGCUCAUCGAGAGGACGGACCGGGAAUCCCUGCUGAUAUAAAGCUCUUUGACAUUUUCUCCCAGCAGGUGGCUACCGUCAUACAGUCCAGGCAAGACAUGCCUUCGGAGGACGUGGUGUCCUUGCAAGUCUCUCUCAUUAACCUGGCCAUGAAGUGCUACCCGGAUCGUGUAGACUACGUUGACAAAGUCCUGGAGACUACGGUGGAAAUCUUUAAUAAGCUUAAUCUCGAACACAUCGCAACGAGCAGUGCUGUUUCAAAGGAGCUGACACGGCUCUUGAAGAUCCCCAUUGAUACUUACAACAACGCCCUUACCGUCUUGAAGCUGAAACAUUUCCAUCCCCUUUUCGAGUAUUUCGACUACGAGUCCAGAAAGAGCAUGAGUUGUUACGUGCUUAGCAAUGUGCUAGAUUAUAACACGGAAAUCGUCUCCCAAGACCAGGUAGACUCCAUCAUGAAUCUUGUAUCCACGCUGAUCCAGGAUCAGCCAGAUCAGCCCGCUGAAGAUCCGGACCCCGAGGAUUUCGCCGACGAGCAGGGCCUGGUGGGCAGGUUUAUUCACCUCCUUCGUUCCGAAGAUCCUGACCAACAGUACCUGAUCUUAAACACGGCUCGGAAGCACUUCGGCGCAGGAGGGAACCAGCGCAUCCGUUUCACGCUGCCGCCUUUGGUCUUUGCGGCCUACCAGCUCGCGUUCCGCUAUAAGGAGAACUCCAAAGUGGAUGACAAAUGGGAGAAGAAAUGCCAGAAAAUCUUUUCCUUUGCGCAUCAGACAAUCAGUGCUUUGAUCAAAGCUGAGCUGGCAGAGCUGCCCCUGCGCCUCUUCCUCCAAGGGGCUCUCGCUGCGGGGGAAAUUGGGUUUGAGAACCACGAAACGGUGGCCUAUGAAUUCAUGUCCCAGGCAUUCUCUCUGUAUGAAGACGAAAUCAGUGAUUCAAAAGCGCAGCUGGCCGCAAUCACCUUGAUAAUUGGGACGUUCGAGCGGAUGAAGUGCUUCGGCGAGGAGAACCAUGAGCCCUUGAGAACGCAGUGCGCCUUGGCGGCCUCCAAACUACUGAAGAAGCCAGAUCAGUGCCGGGCUGUCAGCACCUGCGCUCAUCUCUUCUGGUCCGGCCGGAACACGGACAAGAACGGGGAAGAGCUUCAUGGCGGGAAGAGAGUCAUGGAGUGCCUAAAAAAGGCGUUAAAGAUUGCCAAUCAGUGCAUGGACCCCUCUCUCCAAGUUCAGCUCUUCAUCGAGAUUCUGAACCGAUACAUCUACUUCUACGAGAAGGAAAACGAUGCGGUGACAAUUCAGGUUUUGAAUCAGCUCAUACAGAAAAUCCGGGAAGACCUUCCGAGCCUGGAAUCGACAGAGGAAACCGAGCAAAUCAACAAACACUUUCACAACACGCUGGAGCACUUGCGAUUGAGGAGGGAGUCGCCGGAGUCCGAGGGGCCCAUCUACGAAGGGCUGAUCAUUUAAAAAGGAAAAGGAAAAAGAAAAAUAGCUUGUGCGCUCACUGUCCUGCUUAUCUUUCUUAUUUACACAGAGUACAUGAUUUUUUUUUCCUUACGCUAGAGUUCAUAGAUUGUGCCUUUCGGAAGUGCCAACUUUGGCUACUUGGUUGCUUUUCUUCCCCCCUGCUGUGUGACUCGUUCAGUGUUGCGCUUCUGAACACUUCUUCUCCCAAAUGUUCCAACAGUUUGGACCAGCGGCUUGAUCGACUGAUACCGUCAGGAAGUUAGCAUGGCUGAGAAGCCCUUCUCUUUAAAAAUCUCCUGCAGUUUCCUUGCCCUGCCUUCCACAAUCUUAAUUUCUGUCUCCUCCUAAUUCUGUGGCUCCUUUAUUUUCUGUCCUCUUCUAAUGUCUAAUCUGGCUUUCCAUUUUCAAGUGUUAUAGAUGUGUAUUUGGUUUAUUUUUAUAGAAUUCCCCCCCUUCCCAUUUUCCUGUAUGUGGGAUUUGGCUUUUUUCAUGUUUUAAAAAAUGCAGCAAAUUAUAUCCUGUUUUUGUCCUUCCGUCUCCCAAUAAAUAAAUGCAUGUUUUUGGAGUUUAAGCAGUCAGCGCUCAAAACCCAGAAGCUAUAUUUUGCAUAUGGAGCCUCCGUGACAGUCAGAUUGUUAACACGGGGCAUAUUUCUCAAGAAGGUAACUUUUUGUUUCCAGCAUAGUAUUAAGGAAAAGUAAUGGAUAAAUUGUGGUCUAUAUAGUUAUAUGUAUAACCUUCAUUACUGUAAAAUUGGCCAGGUCUGGGGGAGGGAGGGAUGUAUUACACAGUUCUAUCAUGAAUUUGCACCAGUGAAAACAAUAAAAGUUGCUAUUAACAAGUGA